This is a messenger RNA of Saccostrea cuccullata (small rock oyster), 1178 nucleotides long. RefSeq lists its product as uncharacterized. Lineage: Eukaryota; Metazoa; Mollusca; Bivalvia; Ostreida; Ostreidae. The transcript has 4 exons. The record is from RefSeq and is a predicted model, not a curated record. Bases 39 to 1052 code for a protein of 337 amino acids.
UGAAAAUAAAACCGUGUACAGUUUUGUUCCUUUACUUUAUGUUCUGUGCUUUGACAAUCAUUGCAAGCACAACAUGUGAUGGAAAAAGCGGGGUAACAUGCUGUUUUGGAUACAAAUGGAGCAACGAACGCCAAAAUUGCAUCAAAUGUAGUCCUGGAUACUUCGGAAACAAUUGUUCCCAGACUUGUCCACAUCCAACUUACGGUGAUAAGUGUAAGAACAUCUGCAAUUGUGACACAGAUUCAUGCCAACAUGACGUUGGAUGCAUCAGUAAAAUGGAGAAAACAUCUACGAAACAGGCGACGUCUUAUCAGAAAACGAAAUCAACCAAUAGCACCGACAACUUUAUUUUUACUUCGCUCCGAUUUUCUACAAGUGUUGGAAUUACAUUUAAGGGUGAAACUCACCUAACUGAUAUUUCCACACAUUCCCAUGAUAGAUUUGAAAAUAGAAAUCAAACGUUUUUCUGGGAAGAUCCAAACAGUGGAAAGAGCAAUACAACAAUCCUCAUGGUUACACAAGUGACUGUUGUAGUAAUACUGUUCCUAUUUGUAUGUUUAAUUAUUGUGUAUGUAGUGAAAAAGUCUAGAAAUGCUUGCAAGUUUCUAAAAAAUAAAAACCAGAAAAAGGUAGCUGAUAAAACUGACCAUUACCUUUCCUUAGAAGAUGUAGAACCAUUGCUCUCUUAUGACAUCAUUAACGGUUCACUCUUCAAUGGUCUUGCGGAAGUGAAAAUAAACUUUGACAUGGAACGAAAACAGUACGUACUCGGACUAAGAACACAAAUUGAUGAGAAAGAGCGACAAAGAACAACUUCAAUGAACAAGCAAACUAUGAACACGGUUGAAGUGCUAAAAGCGACAACUGAAGAUGAUGCUUCUUCUUCUAAAGAGUUCACAAGCUAUGACGAACCUACUGGAAAGGUCGACGUAAGAAAGAAUUUCGGGAGACAUGAAUCCACUGCCUCAUAUCUGCUGGUCGUUCCUGAUAACUAUUCUGGCGACUGUACAUCUCGUCCACCUGAGAUAAACUGCAUCGAUAAACAAAAUUGAUAUCAAUGUGCCAACAAUAUUUUAAAGUUUGAAUCUGAAUAAUCUUCAAAAUAGUUGAAUUUUGAUAUGAAAAUGAAAAUCUCUGGAUGUUCCAUAUGCAUUAUGAUGUUUGAUUAAUUUCAAGCC